UAACAUUUAUUUGUAAUAUUUUACAUUUAAUGGUCUACACUGCUAAUUUAAUAAUAAAAAAAUCUCGUAAAAAUGAAUACCUUAUUGUUAUCAGCUCUAGUUUUUUUGGCUUUUGCCAAUGGAGAAGAAAUUAAAAAUUUUGAAAUGUGUCCAGGAACAAGAUGUAAAAUCUCAAGUUUAGAUGUUAAUCCGUGCCCUCAAUCAUUAAAAGGAAAGAUGUGUGAAUUUUCAACCGGAUUGAAUGUGAGUGUGAAUUUUAGCUACAUUACUGAAUUUAGCUCAAUGGUACCUAAAACAAAUUGGUACGCUGUUGUGGGAUCCUUAGAAGUUCCCAAUCCUAAUAUGAAAACAGAUGGUUGUUUGUACACCAGUUGUCCAAUAAAAGCAGGUAUAGAAGGUAAAUAUUACACCGGAGAAAUACCUUUAAUUAAAGCGAUCCCAAAGGGCCAAUAUGUUGGUCAAAUCAAAUUUUGGGAUGGAACGAAAUUUGCAAGUAGAAAAGAUCACUGUUGUUUCCGUCUUACAAUAAAAAUAAAUUAAUAUUGUAAAUAAAAAUGAUUUAAUCAUUAUUUUAAAUAGGUAAAAUAAAAUUUUUUACGAAUAAUCUACAAAAAAGAUUAAAUGCACAAAAAAUGCUGUAUUUAAUUAUUUAUUUUAUUAUUAGAAUAUCCUAAAAUUAAAAAAUGAAUACAAAUUUUAAUUUAAAACUAAAAAUAUUUAGCUCAGAAAGCCAUAAAAAUUGAAGAAAAAUCGCGUAUACUUAUUUUAUAAACAAUGUUAUCAUCAGCGCUAAACACAUACUAAGUAUUUAUUAUUACGAAAUACGUUUACUCGAUUGAUUAGAGUUUUUGUGGCUUAUUGAGCUAAAUAUUUUGUUUUAAAUUUAUAUUUUAAAUAUAUUUUUUCAUUUAAAAUAACAUUUGUGACAAGAAUGUAAAAUGGUAUUAAUUAACAUUUUAUUUUAAUUGUUAUCUUUCGUACUUUUUCUAUUUUAACAGAACCUAUGAAUUUUUUAUUAUUUAAAUUUGUGGCUUUUAACAUAACAGAUUUUUACUUAUAACACUUUAAAUGUCGUAGAAGUAUAUCGAAAUUUAUGUAUAAUGAUAAAUUUUAAUCAAGAGAUUGGAUUGGAAACGAAAACGUA
Messenger RNA from Daktulosphaira vitifoliae (grape phylloxera), 1144 nucleotides. RefSeq names its product MD-2-related lipid-recognition protein-like. The coding region runs from base 73 to 540 and encodes 155 amino acids. The record is from RefSeq and is a predicted model, not a curated record. NCBI's taxonomy places the organism in Eukaryota, Metazoa, Arthropoda, Insecta, Hemiptera, Phylloxeridae. The transcript is spliced from 3 exons.